This is a messenger RNA of Rhizophagus irregularis DAOM 181602=DAOM 197198, 424 nucleotides long. RefSeq lists its product as uncharacterized. Gene Ontology annotation, cellular component: cytoplasm; cytoplasmic dynein complex. Gene Ontology annotation, biological process: microtubule-based movement. Gene Ontology annotation, molecular function: dynein intermediate chain binding. The record is from RefSeq and is a predicted model, not a curated record. Lineage: Eukaryota; Fungi; Glomeromycota; Glomeromycetes; Glomerales; Glomeraceae.
UUACUUUUUAAUUAACAUAAUGUCUGAAGUCGAAGUUGAAGAACACUUUAAACGACUUACAAAUAAUAAAUACGUAGAAGGCGUAUUGAUUGUUAAUGGAGAUGGACAAACUAUUAAAUCAAAUUUAGAUCCUACGUUGAAUAAAAAAUAUUCGGAUUUAAUUACUAAACUUAUAGAACAAGCAACUUUUUGUGUUAAAGAAAUGGAUGAAACCAACGAUCUAUCGUUCUUACGUGUUAGAACUAAAAAACACGAAAUUAUGAUCGUACCAGAUAAGGAAUACCUUCUUAUUGUUAUACAAAAUCCUGAAAAGAAGCCAAAUUUAUUUUAGUUUUUCUAUAGUACAUAGAAAGUUUUUUUUUGUUUAUUGAAAAUUUAAUAUAUAGGGUUUUUUUUUUAAUAAAAUUAUUAUUAUUAUUUAUAC